UACGAGUGACGUCACGGGUCGCGCAGUAUGGCCGCUGGGGCCUGGAUCUGGCGGUCGGAGUCUUAGAGAUCGCUGGACGGGACGAUUUAGGCCGAGAACGUUGGGCCCGCGGACGCUGGAGCGCUCGGCGGCGAGCUGAGAUGUUGGGCGUGGCGAGUGCGGCGCCGCGGCGCCGAAGUUGAGCGUGCCUAGGCCAGUGAAGCAGGACCGACCGCCCGUUCGGGACUCGAGUGACUGAGUUUGCGGAAGGCGUCCGAGGCUCGGACGGACUUCCAGCGCCAUGUGGAAUAUGAUGUGUGACGUGAUGCCGACCAUCUCGGAGGACACGAUCAGCCAGCGGGGUGGCGGCCAGUUUGGCGGCGCCGCCGACGACCCUAACUUCGAGCAGCUGAUGGUGUCAAUGCUCGAUGAGCGCGACAAGCUGAUGGACAGUCUGCGCGAGACGCAGGAGCGGCUUGCCGACCACGAGACCAAACUGCAGGAGACCGAGAAGGAGCGCGACUCCCUGCAGAGGCAAAUCGCGGCCAACCUGCCGCAGGAAUUUGCAACGCUGACCAAAGAACUGAACCAGUCAAGAGAGCGACUCCUAGAAAAAGAGGAGGAAAUAUCAGAGCUCAAGGCUGAGCGCAACAACACAAGACUCCUGUUAGAGCAUUUGGAGUGUCUAGUGUCUCGCCAUGAGAGGUCGUUACGAAUGACAGUGGUCAAAAGACAGGCCGCCUCCCAGUCAGGCGUUUCCAGCGAGGUUGAGGUGCUGAAGGCGCUCAAGUCGCUCUUCGAGCACCACAAGGCCCUUGAUGAAAAGGUCCGAGAGCGUCUCAGGGUCGCCCUCGAAAGGGUGUCUACCCUUGAAGAGGAGCUCAACGCAACCAAAGACGAGCUGCAGCAGUACAAGACAAAUGAGUUGCCGAGACUGGAAAACGGUCAUGAGCCGACAAAGGAGCAGAAUCAGCAGCAGCAGUUGAAUGCAACCGUAGCUGCCAAACAGCAUCUGCCUAAUGGCUCUGAUAGCGACGCUGUAGUUGACCGCCUAGCUGGCGACCAGAGUGCGGAACUGACUGCCGCUCAGCGAAGGGUAGCCGAGCUGACUUCGCGAGUAGCUGAACUUGAAGAGAACCUGUCAAAAGCGCAGAAGGAGGUCAUCAAGCUGCAGGACACUAGCGCCAAACUGCAGCAGGAUCUGAUGGAAAAUGUGGCGCAGAAAGAGGACCAGGAGGAGAGAAUUGCGACUUUAGAAAAGAGAUACUUGCACGCGCAGCGCGAAUCUACGUCUCUGCACGACCUGAAUAGUAAGCUUGAACAGGAGCUGAAGCACAAAGAAGCGCAGCUGAAGUUGCAAGAUGAGAAGUGCCUGGCAAUCCAAGAGAAACUGGAACUUUCUGAACAGAAACUGGCUCAGUUCGCCAAGCUGCCAGAAAUGGAAGAGGAGUUGAAGCAGCGCAUGGAAGCCCUUACCCAGGUAAGGGCUCAGGCCCAAGAAAGACAUGGAUCAGCGGAGGACCGAAUAUUGAGGCUGGAGAAUCAGCUGGAGGAAAAGAAUGCAGAGCUGAUCCGACAAAGCCAGCGACUCAAGAUGAAUGAGGAGCACAAUGCGCGCCUCUCAGCCACAGUCGAUAAACUUCUCUCUGAGAGCAAUGAGAGACUGCAGGUGCAUCUUCAAGAGCGAAUGCAUGCCUUAGAGGAGAAGAACGCGCUAGCACAGGAAUUGGAGCAGACUCGAAAGUUCCUUGAGGACACUCAGUGUGAAAAGGGCGAUAUCAUGAAGGAGCUGGGCAAAACGCGGCUUGAGUGUGAGAACGCCAAGCGCCAAAUCAUCCAACAGGAGAUAGCCUUCAACAUCCAGCAGACUGACGCCCUCACUAGGAGUUUAUCACCCUCAACGGGAGAGCCUAACUUUGUCCGCAGCUCAAGCCAUUCUAGUUUUGACGCACACUCACUUCCGCGAAGAGCACAAAAGGGCCGUCUCUCCGCCCUGGACGACGACCCUGGCAAACAGGUCCGCACUCUGGCUGAGCAGGAGUGGGAGAAACUUCAGCAGGCGCACGUUCUGGCAAACGUGCAGCAGGCGUUUGAUGUGAGCGACGCUGAGGCUGACGACUCUGAGAGUUUAUUCUCGGCUGCUGAUAUGCUCUCACCAUCUGGACACACAGAUGCUCAGACUCUUGCCAUGAUGUUGCAGGAGCAGCUUGAUGCCAUCAACAAUGAAAUAAGGUUUGAACUUAUGUUCAACAGAUUGAUUCAAGAGGAGAAACAGAGUACAGAGGCGCGAGCUGAGGAGCUCGAGUCCCGCGUCGGCAGCCUGGAGCACAUGAAUCUGCUGACCAGAGGGCGCAGUUUCGAGCGGCCAUCCCAGUCACCACCACAGUCAGGCCGCUCGACGCCGCGUUCGCACCACUCGCCCCAACGUGACUACCUGCACAAGUACCACACCGCGCCGGCCGCGAUGUCGCCCGCCCACUCGCACCAAUACUCGGCGGCCAUCAGUCCAGGCCAAUUGUCAGAAUCGUUGCCGACGAGUCAGUGGGGCUCUCAGUUACAGUUGUCCGGCGCCGAACUGUCCAAGGAGGACAUCCGAUCGCUCAAGGACAGUUCGCCACCCAUGAUGGGCGCCGGCGCCAUGACGUUGCCCGCCGGCGCCAGUUCCAACUCGCUCGCCGGCCUCUCGUCUAUCGGCGGCUCCUCUUUGAUGGGGGGCUCCCCCGGGGGCCAUUACGGCACCGCGGGGCUCGGGCCCAACGCUGCAAGGUCCCUCAGGCUUGAGCGGGUUGCUCAGGCACUCGCUCACAGCACAGAGGAACUUCGCAGGUUAGAUAAUAGUCAAGACUCGCUGCAUAAAAACGCGCCUCAAAAGAAGUCAAAAGGCAUAAAAUCAUCACUCGGCCGCUUCUUCAGCAAGAAGGACAAGGUGAAGCAGUCUUCAAACAGCAAAGACUCGCCCAUGCUUUCCAGUGUGGACGGCAUUUCGUCGCACGGCCUCUAUGUGGACAGCGAAAUGAUGUGUUCGAGUGACACCCUUUCACUUGCUGAAAGCCUUGGCCAAAAGGGAGACUUUGACCGAAGGAAAAAGAAAAACAACUUCUCCAGACAUGAAUUGUUGGCCGAGGCGAUGAAAGCAGGCACUCCCUUCGCCCUGUGGAACGGGCCGACGAUAGUCGCAUGGCUUGAGUUGUGGGUCGGUAUGCCUGCGUGGUACGUUGCUGCAUGCCGAGCCAAUGUCAAGUCAGGCGCCAUCAUGAGUGCCCUCAGCGACACCGAAAUCCAAAGGGAGAUAGGAAUCAGUAAUCCUCUUCAUCGGCUGAAGCUGCGACUGGCCAUCCAGGAGAUGGUUUCUCUGACUAGUCCGUCAGCGCCGAAAACUUCGCGAACCACUCUCGCUUUUGGUGACAUGAAUCACGAGUGGAUUGGCAACGCGUGGCUCCCCUCGCUCGGCCUUCCACAGUACAGAACCACCUUCAUGGAGUGCCUCGUCGAUGCGCGGAUGCUCGACCACCUCAACAAGAAGGACCUCAGAGGACAACUCAAGAUGGUCGACAGUUUUCACAGAACUAGCCUGCAGUUUGGUAUAUCAUGCCUGAAACGACUUAACUACGACCGUCGACAGCUAGAAGAGCGACGCAAGUCUUGUGAGAACGAACUGUCGGACGUGCUGGUCUGGUCCAAUGAGCGUGUCAUCAAGUGGGUCACAAGCAUGGGCCUUAAGGAGUUUGCCAAUAAUCUGGUCGAGUCAGGUGUGCACGGUGCUCUGAUUGCACUGGAUGAAGCUUUUGACGCAAACAGCCUAGCCUUGGCGUUGAAAAUUCCAACUCAAAACACUCAGGUGCGACAGAUUCUGGAAAUAGAAUUCAACAACUUGUUGGCGGCCGCAACUGACCGGCAAGUGCUGCCUGAAUCGGAGCUACCUAAGUCCUGACAGCUGGCGCCGCGUAACCUGGACGCCUCACCGUCAGAUUAGCUCAAAACCAAGUCGUACUCACACACACUCACAACAUGAAAUCGCAGCAUAAUCAGAAGAAGAAAAGAAAAUACCUCUAACCGUAGUCAAACGAACGAAUUGUUUUCGAUUUCACCACCAACGUCGCGAAAACUCUCCUGCUUCGAAUCGAUUGGCAUUCCACACACUUCCGGAACAGCAGCAGCUACCCCUGCCCACCUCAGAGUUGUUGGUGUGUUACCCCAGCCACCCAAUGUGAAGCUAUUUACUACAGUAGGACUCUUAAAAAAUUAUGCAGCACACACACGGCAUGCUUCUGUGUUUUCCGAGGAUUUUGUUCAUCCGGCGAAACGCAAGUCAGUUUUGUACAUACACUGUUUGGUAUGUGCGCAGCUUUGAUUUUGUCGAAUGAACCGACCACCCAGUCGCGUCCCGCCCCGUCUUUAAAGGUUAUUUGAAAGUCAUUUUGUAGAUUAAUUUUUUUUACUUUCCUCCUCUUAGUGAUGACAAAUUUUACUCCUUUGGCAUAGAAAGCUGUUUAAUUAAUUUGUUUAAAAUUUAACAACGCAUUUUGGACCAAGUAGAAAAAUUUCAAUCCUAUAUUUUCAUACUUUUAAUUAUUCGGAUAGAAUUCAAGUAAUUUUGGAUUUGGUUUUAUGAAAUUUUGUGAUCACUCAGAGGCGUGGCGAGGGCUGAAAGAGAACUUUGGUGCUAGUCACUCUCCCCUUGGUCAUUUAAAUUAUUUCGCACCCUCGUUGUUGAAAAAUGCGUUGAAUAUUGUUUGGUUCUCUGCGACGGAGAAUGGACUAAAAACCAUCCGAGUGGAAGAUUUAACCGAAACUGCCAGCAAGUAUUUUAUACAUGUUCAGUGUGCCAUACGAGCAAAUCGACGCGAAGAAUAACAAUUAUCUUGAUUGAUCGAUGUUGAUACCUAAAUGAAAGAAGAAACAGGGCUAAAUGUUUUAGAUUCAGCAGGCGAAGAAGAAGAAAAAACACAAAACUAAACACUACUACAAAAGAUAUCCAAUUAACGGAACUAAAGAAAUAUCGAGUUACUUAAAAGAAUACUCUCUUGAUUAACUGAAGAAAA
Molecule: messenger RNA, 5021 nt
Organism: Neocloeon triangulifer
Lineage: Eukaryota; Metazoa; Arthropoda; Insecta; Ephemeroptera; Baetidae
Gene: Liprin-alpha
Product: liprin-alpha-1
Exons: 21
Coding region: 281-3910 (1209 amino acids)
Biological process (GO): synapse organization
Cellular component (GO): presynaptic active zone
Molecular function (GO): protein binding
Source: RefSeq, a predicted model, not a curated record